AUGGCUCCCGGGGCGCUUCGGGUCCUUUUGAUCGGCAAGGGCGGCAGAGAACAUGCCCUCGCCUGGAAGCUGAGCCAGUCGCCUUCCGUAGCGCACGUCUUCGUCUGUCCUGGCAACGGCGGUACCGCACGGGGUCUGGACAAUGUCUCCAACGUCCAGGUCUCCCAUCCCGAUGACUACGCCUCCUUGGUCGCGCUGGCAAAGGAGCUGAGCAUCGGCCUGGUGGUGGUCGGCCCUGACGAGGAUGUGGUCGCGGGUAUUGAGGGCUUCUUCCGGCGCGAGAACAUUCCCUGCUUCGCCCCGACCAAAGAGGCCGCCGAGCUGGAGGGCUCCAAAGCCUUUGCCAAGGACUUUAUGCGCCGCCACGGCAUUCCCACGGCGAAAUACCAAACCUUUGACGAUGUGGCCGCCGCGAAGGAGUACAUGCGGUGCGUCGACCACCCCGUCGUCAUCAAAGCCAGCGGCCUCGCGGCCGGCAAAGGCGUCGUCCUCCCCCAGACCAAAGACGAGGCCUGCGAGGCGUUGGACGACAUGAUGGUGCGUGAGCAGUUUGGCGGCGCCGGCUCGUCCGUCGUCGUCGAGGAGCUGCUCGGGGGCCAGGAAAUCAGCGUCCUGACGUUCAGCGACGGCAGGACGAUCAAGACCCUGCCGCCGGGACAGGACCACAAGCGCGUCUUUGAGGGGAACAUGGGUCCGAAUACCGGCGGGAUGGGCGUGUACGCACCGACGGGGUUCGUGUCGGAGGCGGAGAUGGAGGUGAUUGAGGAUACGAUCCUGAGGCCGACGUUUGGGGGUUUGCGAGCUGAAGGGCGGGAGUUCAGGGGGCUGCUCUUCACCGGCAUCAUGAUGACCCCUACCGGCCCAAAGGUCCUCGAGUACAACACCCGCUUCGGCGACCCAGAGACGCAAAGCAUGAUGCUCCUCCUCGCCGACGACACGGACCUCGCCCAGGUGCUCCUCUCAUGCACCAACGGCACUCUCGCAGAGACUAGACUCUCCAUCGGGCCGGGCUACGCCUGCAACGUCGUCGUCGCCGCGGGCGGCUACCCAGGCGCGUACCGCACCGCCGACGACAUCGAGAUUCUAGGCACGAUGCCACCCGACGCGGUGGUGUUCCACGCCGGAACGAAGCUCGUCGGAGACAGGCUCGAGACUGCGGGAGGACGCGUCCUGUCCGUGGCGGCACGCGGCGACAGCUUGGAGGAAUGCGUGGCGGCCGCGUACGAGGGCGUCAGAGCCGUGCGCUUCCGGGGCAUGUACUACCGCAAGGACAUUGCCCUCUACGGCCUGCAGCUUCACGCUCGGUUGGAGACGGGAGCCCCUCGCCGAUAA
This is a messenger RNA of Purpureocillium lilacinum, 1332 nucleotides long. RefSeq lists its product as uncharacterized. Gene Ontology annotation, molecular function: ATP binding; phosphoribosylamine-glycine ligase activity; metal ion binding. The record is from RefSeq and is a predicted model, not a curated record. Lineage: Eukaryota; Fungi; Ascomycota; Sordariomycetes; Hypocreales; Ophiocordycipitaceae. Gene Ontology annotation, biological process: purine nucleobase biosynthetic process.